AGUUCUCAGGCCAUCAUGGCGUCUCCCAGUGGGAAGGGAGCUCAGGGGUCGGAGGCUCCAGGCUGCGGGCCCCAGCCGUUCACCCGAGACCUAGUGGACUCGGUGGACGACGCGGAGGGGCUGUACGUGGCGGUCGAGCGGUGUCCACUGUGCAACACCACUCGCCGGCGGCUUACCUGCGCCAAGUGCGUUCAGAGCGGCGAUUUCGUCUACUUCGACGGCCGCGACCGUGAGAGGUUUGUAGACAAAAAGGAAAGGUUAAACCAACUUAAGAGCAAGCAAGAAGAAUUUCAAAAAGAAGUGUUAAGAGCUAUGGAAGGAAAGUGGAUAACAGAUCAGUUGAGAUGGAAAAUAAUGUCCUGUAAGAUGAGGAUUGAACAACUAAAACAGACAAUAUGUAAAGGAAAUGAAGAAAUGAAGAAAAAUUCUGAAGGCCUUCUCAAAACCAAGGAAAAGAAUCAGAAGCUUUACACUCGAGCGCAACGGCAUCAAGAGAAAAAAGAGAAGAUUCAGAGGCACAAUCGCAAGCUUGGCGACCUGGUAGAGAAAAAAACCAUUGACUUAAAAAGUCAUUAUGAGCGUCUGGCAAGUCUUCGGCGAUCUCACAUAUUAGAGCUCACCUCUGUCAUUUUUCCAAUUGAGGAAGUAAAGAGUAGUGUGAGAGAUCCUGCAGAUGUGUCUUGUGAGAGUGAUAGUGCCAUGACCUCCAGCACUGUGAGUAAGCUUGCUGAAGCCCGGAGGACAACUUACCACUCAGGGAGAUGGGUCUGUGAUGACCACAAUGGAGAUACCAGCAUCAGCAUCACAGGGCCUUGGAUUAGCCUUCCCAAUAAUGGAGACUACUCUGCCUACUACAAUUGGGUGGAAGAGAAGAAGACCACGCAAGGGCCUGGUGAGAAGCAGAAUUCUCUGUGAAAACUUUUUAUUUUAUUUUAUUUUUUGUUUAAGAAAGGAUUAAUUAACAAAACCAUAAGGUAGGAGGGGUACAACUCCACACAAUUCCCACCACCCAAUCUCCAUAACCCACCCCCUCCCAUGAUAGCUUUCCCAUUCUCUAGCCCUCUGGGAGCAUGGACCCAGGGUCAUUGUGGGUUGCAGAAGGUAGAAG
This is a messenger RNA of Erinaceus europaeus (western European hedgehog), 1108 nucleotides long. Its product is annotated as beclin 1-associated autophagy-related key regulator. NCBI's taxonomy places the organism in Eukaryota, Metazoa, Chordata, Mammalia, Eulipotyphla, Erinaceidae. The transcript has 6 exons. The coding region runs from base 16 to 915 and encodes 299 amino acids. Gene Ontology annotation, biological process: autophagosome assembly; cellular response to starvation; mitophagy. The record is from RefSeq and is a predicted model, not a curated record. Gene Ontology annotation, cellular component: extrinsic component of omegasome membrane; phosphatidylinositol 3-kinase complex, class III; autophagosome.